This is a messenger RNA of Drosophila rhopaloa, 4759 nucleotides long. RefSeq names its product F-box only protein 33. Bases 92 to 1444 code for a protein of 450 amino acids. Gene Ontology annotation, cellular component: SCF ubiquitin ligase complex. Gene Ontology annotation, biological process: SCF-dependent proteasomal ubiquitin-dependent protein catabolic process; positive regulation of protein ubiquitination. The transcript is spliced from 5 exons. The record is from RefSeq and is a predicted model, not a curated record. Gene Ontology annotation, molecular function: protein binding. NCBI's taxonomy places the organism in Eukaryota, Metazoa, Arthropoda, Insecta, Diptera, Drosophilidae.
UGUGUUAGCAUCGAUGUUUCUCCACCUCUAAUACUCGGCUGCACUUGCAACUUUUCAUUGUUUGAAACGCAAUUAAUAUAUAAUUCGAGUAAUGAAUUUUAGCCAACGCCAACCAGAAUGGCACACAAUACCAGCAGUGGCACUAAAUCACAUCUUCGACUAUCUGGAUCCCCCCGACCGAAAAUCGGCAGCAAGUGUUUGUUAUUCCUGGAGACUUUCAUUUUUUCAGAAACGCUACUUUAGAAACUUUCGCUUUCAUUUGGAUGUGGGCAUCGAUGAUCAGUUGGCCUUCUUCCAUCGCUCCAUGGCCAAUUUGGCCAGGGAACUGAUUGUAGUCUUCGACUUUCAAAAUGCAUUUCACAUCCAGAAAAUGCGACGACUUCUACACAAAGUGGCACGCUGUGAUAAUAUUCAGAAAUUGCGUUUCCAAACCCACAAUGUGGGCCUUGUUGCCAUCGGCGGUAUGCACAGCGAGCACUCGGUGGCCAUCGAACAAUGUUUCGUGGAGCCGCUGAAGCUGUUCCUGAACCGCAAACGUCAGUCCUGCCAGCUGCUGGAUCUUGGGGCCAUCGAGGCCCUCUCAUACUAUGCCCACGACUUCCUAAAAUCCAUGGGCAAGCCCCAAGAAUUGUUGCAGUUGACGCUGGCCAGCAUUAAGUACGAUCCUAGUCACUAUCCCAUCCUCACGCUGGACGCAACGCUGCUUCAGAAAUGUGCCGCCCUGCAAGUGCUCUCCCUCGAUUACGAUUCACUAUCCGACGAACUGCUGCACACCAUUCAGGUGCUGCCUCUGCGGAAGCUGCUCAUUGCGGUGCACGGCCUGGACAGCGAGGAGCACCCCAACGUGUCGGAGACAGCUUGGGCCAACUUCUCUGACCAUUUCUCAAGCAUUGAGCUGGUGCUGACCCUGGUGUACGCCUACGAAGCCAUUGAGCUGCUGCAGCAUCGUGUCCUGCGUAGAAACAUGCCCUUGACCCAUGUGCGACUGCUCUUCUGCGAGCAGAUGAACGCCGAGGCUUUAGACUGGAUGUCGGUUCAUCACAGCGAAACGCUUCGCAGCAUUCACUACGUGGACUCGGCGUACAAGCAUUCCAACCGCAUGGACUACGCUCGCCACGGCUUUCUGCGCCAGGACCCGUUCGUAAUGAUGGCCUGGCGUUGCAAGCAGCUGGAGGAGAUCGUGGUGCACGGGUACUUGAUGGAUCCGCACAACCUCGUGGGAAUUGCCAGGCUUCGGGGUCGGCAGCUCAAGCGUCUGGAGGUCUCUAUGAUCGACUGGUCCAGCGCUGCUCCGCUAAAUGCUUUUAAUGAGGAAAUAAGCACCUUGCUGGGACAACAGUGGUCGCCCAUCACCCCCGACAAGAUGCCGCCAUCGCUGGCCCUUGACUACGAGGAACGCGAUCAGUUCGUGUACGAAAUGUUGCGCCAGGAUCUCAGCCAGUAAGUGGUCGAAGUAGGGACUCACUCAAAAAUAACCAAAAAUUGAAGCAAAGUCAUCAAGUGAACGAAUGAAAAGCAAACAUGACACGUGAUCAACUCGAGCGCAUAGAAAUUAAUUUAAAAAUUGCAAAACCUAAUUACGUAGCUAAAACUAAACCCAAAAGAGAUAUGUAAGCAAAAAGAAAAUUCAACCGUUAUACUAAGUUAUCAAAAUUUGUAUAUGUAAACCAAACCUUUUGAUUGGCAAGCAUUUUAUAGACGUUAAAUUUCCUAAGUUUUUAGUCUUUGUUAUCAAAAUCGCUAUUAGCCCUUGUUAGUUAGACUAAAAGCGAAUAUGAACAGCAACAGGAAUGUAAGGAGCAAAGCAAAAGACUUGAGCACUUCACAAAUUAAUGUAAUUAUGUAAAGGGGCUAAAUGAGUUUGUUGAAACCUGCUAGAGAAACAUCAUUUAAUAAGCAACAACAACUGUGAUUCAAACGAAAAUGCAAAAGCGAGUGCAGAUGCAAGUGCAAGUGCAAGCCAGUGUAAGCAAUUGCGACACCAACUCUCAUACAAAACAAAAACGACAACAACAAAUUGUUAAGCGAAUUGUCUAGUUAGCUAAGUUUAAAAGUAACAAAACAAAAGUGUUGAAAAAUGUUUGUAAAACCAAAACUACGACCAAUGUCAAAUUGUUUGCUCAAAAUUCAAUUGGCACAAAUUGUUAACCUUUGUAGUAGUGUGAAUAAGAACGGAAACCGGCGCUCAAUUGUGAUAAACCAACAAACAACAACAAAAGCAAAUGUAACAACAACGAGAGCUCGAUCCUCGUUCGCUAAGCGCCGCCAUUUGUGUAGUUUAAAGUGAUAUUACCAGCAACAGCAAAGAAAAUUGUAAGCAAAUACAAAAUAUAUGUAUUGUAAUAGCCAAAAAGAGCUAAGUUUGCUGUCACGUGUGGUACAUGCGUUGUGGCCAGAGAAACGGGCCAGAAAGCUAAGCAAUUGUAAGACCCAAACCAACUUUUAAGUAUUUCGUAGCACAGGCAUUAAUUUAUACAACUAUGUACUAUAUUUAACUUAUGUUUGCACAAAAACAGCAGCAUGUUGUCACGAGCCGCGGCUCAUCCUCCCCAGAGUUGCUUGCCGACGAACAAGUACAACCGCAACAAUGACAACGUCAACAACAACAACAACAAUGGUACCUGAAGAUCAUGCUGAGCAUUUAGAGAACAACAGAACAACAACCACAAAGUACUUGCUCAAAUCUAACAAUCUAAACAAACACAAAAUCUAUUGAAACAGAAGACUGAACGAUAAAGAAAAUCGCGACGAGGGUGUUGUCUUCGUUGUCAGAGCAAUGUGGAGGAUGGCACUGGGUUCUGGGACAAGCAGCCGCAAACAAAAUGCGAUCUCAAAGACAACUCUUACAACUAUCCAAUCGACCAUUUAUACUUGUAUGUAUCUAUAUGUAACCAAUGCAUGUAAUAAUUUUUGUUAUGAACUGCAAUAGCGAAUAUUAAUUUGUAAAUCGAGUGCAAAUCAUGUGUAAAGCGAAGCAAUCUAAGAAUGUCAAGCAGAUAAACAACCACUGUAACACGGCCACAAAAAAGAAAAUCUAAAACAGUGUCGGGUUCUGCAAGAGAUUCCAAAUCCGCGGCCCAAAUAAUGUAAGCAGACCUGUUUUUUUUGUGGCUGUGUAUUUAAUUUAAGUCUAGUACGUACCAACACAACAACCAACACCAACAACAAAUGUGAUAAAAGUGUCAUGCUGCUUCCAAGUAUAACAACCAGUGCAAAAUGCCACCCAAGAAAGUGCACGACCGAAGCAAUGAGAACAGAAGUAAGCAUUGGAAAGUCAGGGCCUGAUUAAUGGGAGAUAUGUUACAUAAGAGCUCUAUUUCAUAGCCAUCCGACACCUAAGUUUCUAGGGAUUUAAAAAAACCAAGAUUAGGAGUUCAGUGAGCACAUAGUUAAACAUAGGGUCCGAAUUAUUUAUAGUCUUCAAUAUUAUUUUUUGUUUCUAAAUGCAACCGAAAACUGAACUCCCUAAUAUUACGUGAAUAGUCACUUUUUUGUUCACUUAUAAAAAGAAAAAACAUCUAUACCUCAAAAAAAAAACAAAAUUAAAGUGUCGUUUAGGUAGGGAAUAGAGCCAAUAUCCAGCCAUCAUUAAACGUUAGAGGGCCGUCAAUCAAUGGAUUCAUUCAAUUACAAUCAACGUAAAUGAAAAAAAGUAUUAUGUUUUUCUGUUAUACUAGAGUCACUUCCAACGCUGCUGUAUAUGAGUAACGUUCUUUUUGUAUACUUACUACAAAAAAAAAUAUAUUUUAUAUGCCAUUUAUUGUAUUUAAAUUCGAGGAAACCGAAACCAAUUUUGUAAACCAUUCCACAAACACAACAAACCAAUGCGAUUUAUUCUAACGUAUGUACUGAUUCAGUAGCAACACUGCAAAAAGGGAGGCAACAACCAAGUUUAAGAUAAGUGUUGAUCGAGAACAACAACAAGAAGCCAGCGUGUUAAUAUAUGUAUGUAGAGUAUGGCCCGAUGUCGAUAUUCAGGGGAACAACAAGUGUGACACGGGCGUGGUGGGGUAGAAAGGAAAAGAAGAUAAGGUACAGCCGUGCAUUAACAACAAUGUUUAUAUAUGUAUAUGCAAGUUAUGCUUAAAAGUUAUAAGAGCAAAAGUGAAGAAAGCUGUGAUAUAACAAAAUCCAACAAAAAGGCAAACAACAACCGACAACACACAAAGAUAACACCGACACAUUCAACUACAAACAGACAAGCCAAUUCGAAACGUGUGCGACCAACAGAAGAAUGUUAACAACCUUUCCAAAACUAAGAGCCAGGAGAAGGACCAUCGGAAAUGGCCAAUGAUAAGAAUUAAAAGCGAAUUGUAGGAGAUCGAAUCAGAUCCAGUAAAAGUUAGCUUAGCAGGAUUACGAAGGAAGAGGAGGAGGGGAACCAAAGUUUUGAACCGAAGUGUUUAAGUAUGCGGAAUAUAUCAUUCGUACUCCAAUCAGGAAGAAAAGUGAGGAGAGAAAUCAAAUGUUAAAUUAUAUAGCGAUAUGUAAUAAAACACACACAUAAAAAGUGCACAUAGCUUUAACUAUAUGGAAGCAAACAUUUUAUUUAAAAUCAAUUUCAAUUUGAUUUGCCAUGUUUAUGAUUUGUGCAAGAUUUUAAAGCUUAAAUAUAAAACAAAACAGAGGCCAACGACAGUUUGUGUGGCAUAUGCAAUAUCAUUAAAAUGUAAGACAUCCAAGAAAUAUAAACCAAUUAAAGCGUAGAAAACAAAAUGCAUUCAAUUGAAAAACCAAUAAAAUCGUUUGAAACUUAAAA